This is a messenger RNA of Drosophila guanche, 1771 nucleotides long. RefSeq names its product F-box-like/WD repeat-containing protein TBL1XR1. The record is from RefSeq and is a predicted model, not a curated record. Gene Ontology annotation, cellular component: histone deacetylase complex. Gene Ontology annotation, biological process: regulation of transcription by RNA polymerase II. The coding region runs from base 50 to 1705 and encodes 551 amino acids. The transcript has a single exon. Gene Ontology annotation, molecular function: protein binding; transcription corepressor activity. NCBI's taxonomy places the organism in Eukaryota, Metazoa, Arthropoda, Insecta, Diptera, Drosophilidae.
GGCCACAAUCAGAGGCACAUCAGAGCUCAGAGAUCGAGAACCUUAAGCCAUGAGCUUCUCCAGCGACGAGGUAAACUUUCUGGUGUAUCGCUACCUGCAGGAGUCCGGCUUCCUGCACUCUGCUUACGUCUUUGGCACUGAGUCGCACAUUUCGCGCAGCAGAAUCGAUGGGAGGCUCGUGCCGCCGGCUGCUCUGAUUACCAUACUGCAGAAGGGUCUCCUCUACACCGAGGUCGAGUGGAGUGUCGACGAUGAUGGCGAGGUGCGACGUCGCAUUGAGGGAUUAUCCCUGAUUGAUGCUGUCAUGCCGGAGCCCAAAGCCGCGGAGGAGCCAAAGCAGGAGACCGGCAAGGCGGCGGCUGUCAGUGGCAGUUCGACGAGAGCCAGCAGAAAGCCAAAAGCCAGUGAGUCUUGCUUGGAUGAUGCCGUUCCAUCCACAUCCAGAAGAGCUGCCGCACUUGCGACAUUCUUUCCAAAGAAAUUGCCAAAGGGAAAGGCAGUUCCAUCAGCUAAAGCCGCAGCUAAAGCAGCAGCUCCAUCAGCUAAAGCAGCAGCUAAAGCAGCAGCACCAGCACCAGCGCCAGCUCCUGCUGCAGCUACAAGUGCCGCCAACAUUGAGAUUCCCUCAUCCGAGGUUUAUUCUCUGCGCGGCCACGAGGGUGAGGUGUUCAUUUGCGCCUGGAAUCCCCGCGUGGAUCUGCUGGCCAGUGGCUCGGGCGACGGCACGGCGCGCCUUUGGAACAUGUCCGGCCCGAAGGGUCACCACUCGCUCCUGGUGCUGAAGCACUGCCUCGAGCAGGAUGGUGAGGAUUCGCGCAGCAGCAGGGAUGUCACCUCGCUGGACUGGAACGGGGAAGGCUCGCUGCUGGCCACCGGCAGCUACGAUGGGUUUGCCCGCAUCUGGACCACCGAUGGACGCCUGACCCUCAAGCUGGGCCAGCACACGGGACCGAUCUUUGCGCUCAAAUGGAACAAGUACGGCAAUCGCAUUGUCUCGGCCGGUGUGGACAUGACGACAAUCAUUUGGGAUGCACGCACCGGCAAGUGCAAGCAGCAGUUUGCCUUUCACAGCGCCCCGGCGCUGGACGUGGACUGGCGAUCGAGCCAUGAAUUUGCCUCCUGCAGCACGGAUCAGACGAUAUUCGUGUGCCGACUGGGUGAGAAGCAGCCAGUGAGGACAUUCCGCGGGCACACCAACGAGGUGAAUGCGAUCAAGUGGUGCCCGCAGGGACAGCUGCUGGCCUCCUGCUCGGACGAUUUGACGCUGAAGAUUUGGAGCAUGAAGCGGGAUCGUUGCUGCCAGGACAUGCUGGCCCACACCAAGGAGAUCUACACCAUCAGGUGGUCGCCCACGGGGCCAGGCACACGCAACCCGAACAUGAAUCUGGUCCUGGCCUCCGCCUCCUUCGACUCAACGGUGCGGCUGUGGAAUGUGGAGCGUGGCAAGUGCAUUCAAACGCUCACCAAGCACACGGAGCCCAUCUAUUCGGUGGCCUUCAGUCCCGAUGGCAAGCAUCUGGCCUCCGGCAGCUUCGACAAGUCCAUCCACGUUUGGUGCACCCAAACGGGCCAGCUGCUGCACUCGUACAAGACCACCGGCGGCAUCUUCGAAGUUUGCUGGAAUGCGAAGGGCAACAAGGUGGGCGCCAGUUCCUCUGACGGCGGGGUUUUCGUUUUAGAUAUGCGCAAGUUUAAAACCGCUUAAAGAACACUUUUCAAUGUCCCAAGGGGCACCCAAAACGAACGCCAUAAUUGAAGGCAUUUUCCAAAG